Talpa occidentalis (Iberian mole) is the source of this 5798-nucleotide messenger RNA. RefSeq names its product heat shock protein family A (Hsp70) member 12A (gene HSPA12A). Bases 219 to 2294 code for a protein of 691 amino acids. The record is from RefSeq and is a predicted model, not a curated record. The transcript has 14 exons. Lineage: Eukaryota; Metazoa; Chordata; Mammalia; Eulipotyphla; Talpidae.
CCCGUAGACGUCGGCGGGCUGGAGGUGGAAGGUGGCGUUGAGCAGCUCCUCCAGCCUGCGCGGGACGGCGUUCUCCCGGUAGUACUCCAGCGCCCUCUGCUUCAGCCUCUGCAGCUCCCUAGGGCCCCCACAGCCGCGCGGGCCGCCGUCUUCCCCCAUGAUGAAACACUGAGACUCAGGGCUAAGCAUCCCGCCCACGGCCACACAUCCAGUAGGUGAUGGAGAGCGUCGGCGUGUACGGAUUCUGUGGGUGCACAGCCAAGAGCAAAAUGAAGUGUGAUUCCAGGUGGGAAAUAGCCGCUUCAGAAACGGCCCCCACAUCUGCAUAUUCAUCUCCAGCCCGGAGUCUGGGGGACACAGGAAUAACGCCUCUGUCCCCUUCCCAUAUUGUGAAUGAUGCCGACCCCAGCGUCUCAGAGCAACAGGCAUUUCUGGUGGUGGUGGCCAUCGACUUCGGGACCACGUCCAGCGGCUACGCAUACAGCUUCACCAAGGAGCCAGAAUGCAUCCAUGUGAUGAGGCGAUGGGAAGGGGGCGACCCCGGCGUGUCCAACCAGAAGACCCCCACCACCAUCUUGCUGACUCCCGAGCGGAAGUUCCACAGCUUCGGGUACGCUGCCAGGGACUUCUACCACGACCUGGACCCCAGCGAGGCCAAGCAGUGGCUGUACCUGGAGAAGUUCAAGAUGAAGCUGCACACCACUGGGGACCUCACCAUGGAUACGGACUUGACAGCGGCAAAUGGCAAGAAGGUCAAAGCCCUGGAAAUCUUUGCUUACGCCCUGCAGUACUUUAAGGAGCAGGCACUGAAGGAGCUGAGCGACCAGGCAGGUUCGGAGUUCGAGAACGCUGAUGUCAGAUGGGUGAUCACGGUGCCUGCCAUCUGGAAACAGCCGGCCAAGCAGUUCAUGAGACAGGCCGCCUACCAGGCGGGCCUGGCCUCCCCCGAGAACUCGGAGCAGCUCAUCAUUGCCCUGGAGCCCGAGGCCGCCUCCAUCUACUGCCGGAAGCUGCGGCUGCACCAGAUGAUUGAGCUGAGCAGCAAGGCGGCGGUCAAUGGGUACAGCUCCAGUGACACAGUAGGAGCUGGGUUUGCACAGGCUAAGGAACACAUACGGCGUAAUCGGCAGAGUCGGACCUUUUUGGUGGAGAAUGUCAUAGGAGAAAUCUGGUCCGAGCUGGAGGAAGGUGACAAGUAUGUGGUCGUGGACAGUGGCGGUGGCACCGUAGACCUGACAGUGCAUCAGAUACGGUUACCAGAGGGACACCUUAAAGAACUGUAUAAAGCAACAGGUGGCCCCUACGGAUCCCUAGGAGUAGACUAUGAAUUUGAAAAGCUCCUGUGUAAAAUAUUUGGAGAGGAUUUUAUCGAACAAUUCAAAAUCAAGCGUCCGGCAGCCUGGGUCGACUUAAUGAUUGCCUUUGAGUCGCGUAAAAGGGCCGCUGCCCCCGACCGCACUAACCCGCUGAACAUCACUCUCCCCUUCUCCUUCAUCGACUACUACAAGAAGUUCCGCGGGCACAGCGUGGAACACGCCUUGAGGAAAAGCAAUGUGGACUUCGUGAAGUGGUCUUCGCAAGGGAUGUUAAGAAUGAGCCCAGACGCCAUGAACGCGCUUUUCAAGCCGACCAUCGACAGCAUCAUUGAGCAUCUCCGCGACCUGUUCCAGAAGCCCGAGGUGUCCACCGUCAAGUUCCUCUUCCUGGUGGGCGGCUUUGCCGAGGCGCCACUCCUGCAGCAGGCGGUGCAGACGGCCUUCGGGGACAAGUGCCGCAUCAUCAUCCCCCAGGACGUGGGCCUCACCAUCCUCAAGGGGGCCGUCCUCUUCGGCCUGGACCCCGCCGUUAUCAAGGUGCGCCGGUCCCCACUGACCUACGGGGUGGGCGUGCUCAACCGCUACGUGGAGGGCAAGCACCCACCCGAGAAGCUGCUGGUGAAGGACGGCACGCGCUGGUGCACCGACGUGUUCGACAAGUUCAUCUCUGCAGACCAGUCCGUGGCCCUGGGCGAGCUGGUCAAGCGCAGCUACACCCCAGCCAAGCCGUCCCAGCUGGUCAUCGUCAUCAACAUCUACAGCGCCGAGCACGACGACGUGAGCUUCAUCACCGACCCCGGGGUCAAGAAGUGCGGCACGCUCCGCCUGGAUCUCACUGGCACCGGGGGUCCCAACGUGCCCGCCCGGAGGGAGAUCCAGACCCUCAUGCAGUUCGGGGACACCGAGAUCAAGGCCACGGCCGUGGAUAUAGCCACCUCGAAGAGUGUCAAGGUUGGGAUCGAUUUCUUAAAUUACUAACUGAUCCUCCCCACUGCUGCCCCCUUGGACUCAGCUCACCUGCAUCUGCUGACCUCAACCCUGACUGUUCUUCCCUGGCCUUGCCCCUGCCAUCACCCCCUGAAUUUCAGCAGGGAGGAUGAGAACCACCAGGGACGGAAAUAACACAGGAUUUUUGAGGGCACGCUGGAGUCAGAAAAAUUGUGGGGAAUUAAGGAUGAGGUCUGGGAAUACGAAAGCAGCUAGAAAGGAUUCUAGAAAGGGAUUCUAGAAAAGCAGCUAAUUUCAUAGGGACUGAGCGGUGGAACCCAGGAGGGAAUCAGUCCAUUUCCCCAGCAGGGACGGAGCUGGCUUUGAACAGAUCUGUUGGUAGAAUUGAGAGGGCCCGACAGCUAUCUUUCUCAAUUCAAAAUGAGAUUUUUGAGCCAGGAGAUUCUUCAUCUCUUUGAGACUUUGCUUUUUCCAUUUUUUGAAUGGCAGUCAAUCUAAGAUGCCGCCCAUCUGCAGUCAUUUCUUUUCCCCAUCAUGUGAUUCAAAGUGGUGAUUCAGAAGGAACUUGGAGCAUUUUUUAGCUGCCGGGAGAAGACUGCCUACACGGGGCACUAUUUUAGGUUCUCAUCAUUUAAAUUCCAAAUCGGUUCAGGGAAGACUCACCGGGCCUCUGAGGGUUAGGAUGUGGCGUGGGGAGGGCAGAUGCCUCAGCUGUUCAGCAGGAAAAAACUCACUUCAAUGGAAAUAAAGAGCCUCUGACAGAUUCCAUAUUAUAUGCCAAGAUAGAAUUCUCAGAAUGUCAACUCCUGAUUUCUGAAUUCGUAAGUGAUUUGGGUUCAUCUCAGCAAGAGUCUAUGAGAAAAUGAGCUUGCAGUUUGCCUUGUUCACGUCACCAAGCUCAGGAGUGGAACAGCCCUGACCUUGAAAGUUGUACCUGUUUUACAUAAGCUCCCUCCUGCCUCCUCACACGCAUUUCCUUAGGAGUUUUCGCUAUUUAUUCCCACAUUUUGAGAGGACUACAUUGGUGACACGUGGGCAGAGAAUCUUCCAUUUUUAAAGUCUGUCCAAAAGGAAUUUGUAGAUGUUUCCUUGAUGAAUUAAACCAAGGCUUUUGAAAGCAAAUAUUCGAGGGCCCACCUGCCUGAGAGCUCGCUUGCUCUGGUCGGAACUGGUUCCUGGAAACUUUCCCCUUUACAAACUGAAGUCAAGUUUUGGAGAGGGGAUUCAUAAGCCUCGGGAACUGUGGUUUAUUGAAAUUUGAAAACCCCUCACCUGAGGUUUUGUGGGAGGGUGAGCAUGAGCAGCGCCUGCACCCUGGGGAGCUCUCUUGGGGGAAGGGUUUCUCUGUACAGGGCAGCGCUGAUCCAUUUUUGCUCACUCGUUCCAGCUGGGCCUCCACCUGGCUUGAGAAUGGUGCCUUUAGCCUCACAGGAAGGGCCUGGGGAGGAAAAACAAGGGAAAGAAAGGCACCCCAAGAAAAGGCUGCCUGAGGAACCAACUGGUGGGUCUGUGAUAGGUCCUUCCUUCUGCACUGUGCAAAGUCCAUCUUCCCCAGCAUUGAGGAACCGAGUAAGGAAAGAUCAAGAAUCUCAGUCAGGCAGUCUGAUCUGUUCAAAGCUGUUUCCCACCUGCUAGAAUUCAUUCCAAUGGAAAUCACUGGAGGCAUGCAUAAUGAAUGGAGGAUAAGUAAGACUUGAGAAGCAAGUUGGAGUCACCGACUCAUUCUCAUAGCCAAUAUGCAGAUUUUAACUAGCAUUUCCGAUUUCAUUUUAACAUGUCUUGUCUUUCAUAUCACCUGCUGCAGAAUCCCCUGCUAGAAUAAGAAUUCCCUGCUAGAAUAUGAAACUUCAACCAGCCACAGAAGCAGAGAAAGCUAGUCACCUAACUGAGUAGCAGGGUUUUGUAUCCAGGCCUGAAGGUGGGUUUGCAAGGGUUCUCUCGCUGCCUGCUCUGCUUCCAGCUAAAUGUGAUGGGUCUUUCUUUGGUGUUGCCAGCCAUACACUACAAAAUAAGACUUUUCCAUUAGUUAUAAGUAAUAUAAUUUUAUGUACAUACAUUAGAGGAUUGUACAGAUUAUUUCUAUAAUGUGCUUCUCUUGUUUAAAAAAAAAAAACAAAAAUGCUCUUUGAAUUUUGUUGGUGAUAUUGCUGCCUUUAAUUUUCCAUGGUUUCAUGUAAUUGUGUUUACCAGUCAUUGAUUUUUACCGAUACUAAGUUAUGGGUUAUGUUUGCAAGACCAAGCAAUAGAUGGAGGUGCCUGAGAUUAAAUACGCUGUGUGGACGGACCACCUAGAUCAUCAGCUUCAUCAGAACUUUCUCCACCACACCUGUCCCCAAAGUUCACAGUUUAUAUUUAAAGGAGCAUAAUAAUGUAUGGACACUCCUGUCCAGUCUUAGGUGGCUGAACUUUCUGGUUCUAGAAGCAGAGUGACAGAAAAACCUACAAAAACUCUUUGCAACAUUGCCUCCUCUCCUUGUGGGGCCAAGUGGGCUCUGAAGGCAAGUGUGGUCCACUGUGUCAUGUUUUCAGGGUACCAGGGUCAAAGGAAGGCAUCAAGGGGUGCACAUCCAGCCUUUCCACUGGUUUAAGUGUGUGAUGUUGCCAAGUCCCUGUUUCAGGCUAGCGUCAGGCCGUUCCCACUUUGCAUUCAGGAUGUCUCCUUGUCUAUUUCUCUUGAAUGAGCUGGUGGACUCUGCAGUGUUGGCAAAGAUGAUUGAGGGGGAGGUAAUAAUGUUACUGGACUUUCUUCUGGCCCCAGAGAUGCAGCCCCAAUAAUCAAACUCCUUCAAAGGGAACCCCAAAUCCAUCCCUCUUCCCUCCUGUCCCCACUGAAAUAUUCUAGAAUAAGAGCCCUGGAUAAGUACACUUGGACACAUUUCUAAUCUUAGCAAGUUUCUCAAAGGCCUGUUAUCUUGACCCAUUACUCAAGUGUCCCUGGCAUGUUAUCUGUCGUCCAUGUUUCCUGGAGGCAGAUCUGUCAAAGGAUUUCCUUUGCCCUUCUGUACACAGCAGGCAUUAAUAAAUGCUGGAUGACAGACACGUUACUGACAGACGAGAUAAGAAAGAGGAGGAGCGAAACGGAGGUUUUUCUGCAGAGUGACGGCUAAGAUGAGUCCAGAUUACAGAGCCUGCCUUACCCUUAGAAUGUUAUUUAGAUCAAGUUUAGCUUUUAGAGUCCAGGUCUGGUUAAUUGCCAGGUAGCAAAGAAUCGCAUGCACCAAUAUCAACAGGAGUCAAAAUGCAUUAUUAAUUCAAGAUCGAAUUUCACAUGGUAGAGAUGAAGUUGCUGUGAUUAAGCUGCAUAUUCAUGCUGGGAAAUGACUCACGUGAAUGACUGGUAUAAUUGUCGGCCAUAACGUCACAUCUCUCAUCUGCUUGGAAUAUGGAAUAUGUUCUCAACGAUCAGCCGUUGAGGUGUUGUUCACUACAAGAUAAAUUCAAACUUCGCUGAACUUUGCAGCAAUUCACAACUUGACAACAAGAUCGUAUUUGCAAACUCUAUCUUCAAAAAUGUCUAAUAAAGCAAAACUUUGG